Messenger RNA from Dentiscutata heterogama, 466 nucleotides. Lineage: Eukaryota; Fungi; Glomeromycota; Glomeromycetes; Diversisporales; Gigasporaceae. The record is from the annotation of a GenBank genome assembly.
AACUGGAUUUGAAGACUUUGAAGAUGUGGAUGCGUGUGAAAAAGACAAAAAUGAAUUAAUGAAUGCAAAUAGUAAAAUUGUUAGAAUGCUAAAUAAAUGCAAGAUCAUCUACGUUAACAAUCCUCCUGAAAGCAAAAGGAGAUUAGAAGAUAAUAAAAGAGAUAGAGAGAGCUCUCGAAGAAUAAUAAUGACACAUUUAGAGUCCUGUCAAGGAAAUUAUAAAAUGGAGAAUUGGGAUAAUGUAUGUGUUAGAAUCAACGAUUUAAUGAAUGCCAAAAGAUGGGGAGAAAAGAAUAAAUAUAAAAACCACAUAAAUACACGUAAACUAGAUAAAAUGAUCGCUUCUGAAGUGGACAAACAAAUAGGGGAACAAUUGAAUGAAUCAAUAAGGCAGAUCAUGCAACCAGAAGGGGUAGAAGGGGAAUUUAUAGCGAGUGUAAAUAAUCCCAUUUGGGGUGAUGCAAAA